Messenger RNA from Triticum aestivum (bread wheat), 838 nucleotides. RefSeq lists its product as uncharacterized. The record is from RefSeq and is a predicted model, not a curated record. Bases 74 to 457 code for a protein of 127 amino acids. The transcript has 2 exons. Lineage: Eukaryota; Viridiplantae; Streptophyta; Magnoliopsida; Poales; Poaceae.
CACGCGCAGUAGCACCCCAGUGCCCAGACACUGCGACCGUGCGUACGUGACGUGCCGGCCGGGUCGGGUGGCCAUGAGCACCAGCGCGGCCUCCUCCUCCUCCUCUCCGCCGCUGACGCCGCCGUCCCCGCUGCCGGUCAGCGUCGGCCCGGGACGCCGGCCGUACGCAUUCACGCCGUCCCCGUCCGCGUCGCCGCCCUUCUCUUCGCGUGACUUCGACGCCUCGCCGUUGCCGUCGCCGUCGCGGUCGCCGCUGCUAGCGCAGCGGGCGGUGCGGUCCGAGCCGCGGCUGCUGCAUUACUCCGCCUUCUCCAUGGACGCCGCCGCGUCCGCUCGUCGGGAGCAGCCGCCGAGAAGACGAUUUGAUCUCGGCGCAUGGUGUUUUGAGUGGGUGCUGAUGCUGGUGCGCUGCUGCUGCUGCUCCUGGAGGCCGGCGUCCACGCAGCAGCUCUGCUAGUCGAUGAUGAGAUGCGACUGCGAUGCUGGUCAUCCAUGCGAAUAUGUGCCAAGCUUGCUGUGACUGUUUAUUCACGAGUGUUAUGACUUUGUGUUUGUCGUUGUUGCGUUUGCGUCACUAUCCGUGCACAAAAUGUUACGGGACUGUAGUCAUAAGCAGCGAACAUUCGCCGCAGUUCACGAGGACGUCAAUUUUCGGCGAAAACAGAACUAUGGCGGAGUUGUCAUGCCCACCAAGGCCUCCUUUGAUUCAUAGGAUUGGAAAAUCACAGAAAUAGAAAAGUCGUAGAAAAUGAGAUGACAUGCAUCUCAAAUCCUAUGCAUAGGAAUAGAAAAGGAGAUGCCCUUUGAUUCGCAUCAUAGGAUUUUUUUUCAUUGAGUC